Messenger RNA from Amoebophrya sp. A25, 14190 nucleotides. NCBI's taxonomy places the organism in Eukaryota, Dinophyceae, Syndiniales, Amoebophryaceae. The record is from the annotation of a GenBank genome assembly.
AUUUAGGAGUAGGUUAAAGGUGCUUUUGAUGUUACCGUUUGUUAUGCCUCUCCUAUUAAGGGAGAAAGGCAUAACAAGCGGGGUAAGCGAGCACUAAUAGAUGAACUACCUCUAAUAGAUGAACUACCGGACUGCGACGCUUACAGCUUUAGUCCGGAAUCUGCAGACGCGAUUCGCAACGGGAUGUAUCAAUUCAGGGAAUUCCGAAGAUUUCAGAAACCACCGAAACCAACUGGGACAUCUAAGGAGGAUCAAGGAAGUGACACAGAGGAGGAGCAUGAAACGCCGGCGCCGGGGCAGGUAGUCAACGAUGAACCAGAUGAUUAAAUACACAAUCUUCACGACUACGGAACCCCGAUACUGAAUGAUCAACAACGGCUCCAGCAUCUACUUCUCAUUCACUCAUUACAUGCAUUCGUCAGAGAAGAAAACAUGGCAAUUUUAAUUUACAAUUUAGUACUUUCUUCUAUUCUCUCCAAAAUCUACCUCUUGUCUCUCCAGCAUCUACUUUCUUCUAUUAUCUCGAAAAUGAUCAAUCAAUGAAUCAAUCAAUCAAUCAAUCAAUCAAUCAAUCAAUGAAACAAAUGCACGCCAGGCAACAGGAGGCGCCGCUUUAGCCGCUUUGCAGCAGAAAUCACGUGGGCGACCGCGCGGGCGCAUGCCGCAUGCGACCAUCACAAAGGAUUUCGAACUUGUAGUCAAGGAGAUUAUUAUGCAGAGCGCGCGCGGUGGUGAGGGCAUUUUGGUUUUCUUGCCCGGUAUUGGCGAGAUCACAGAGUUGCAUGAUCAACUCUUGCCUCUAGAGCAGAUCGGAACCAACGCCAAAGGCAGUGGAAUCGAGUACCGGAUCUUUGUGCUGCACUCUUUGAUCCCGAAGGACGAGCAGGAGAGUGCGGUGUUCAAGGCGCCGAGCGAAAAAAUUUGCCACGUCAUUUUGGCGAGUAACAUCGCAGAAUCAUCGCUGACCAUUCCGAAUAUCAGGUAUUUAUUUUCGAUAUCAACGACCUUUAACAACUUCUGGCUCAUUUGGAUGUGGAGGAUGUCCUGGCUACAACAAGAACAACAAAGGUCUACUAGAUUGUAGUUUUCCUCGUUCACAAAUAACUACCUGCUAGUAUUUAUUCUUAUAAAUAUAUCAUUUGCAUUUAAUUGCGUUGCUUUUAUUCAACAUCCUAGGAUAAUUCUUGUAUCUUUAUCAGUUAUCUUCAUGUUUCCACACCAUAAAAAACACAGAUACGUGAUCGACUUCGGUCUGCGUCGUCAGUUGGUCUACGAUUCCCGUCGCCACAUGUCCUGCCUUUCCACCACGUGGGUGUCGCAGGCCAGCGUGAAGCAGCGCAUGGGCCGUACGGGUCGCGUUUUCGCCGGAACCAACAUUCGACUGUAUACUCGCGGGUUCUAUGAGUCGCUUCCGGAAUUCGAUGCGCCAGAAAUGGAAACCGCGCCUCUCGAGAAGCUCUACGUCAACGUCAAAUUCUUAUUAAGGCUCAACAUUAUUAUUUAUUAUUAGGUUCAACGUCAAAUCAUUAUUAUUAGGUUAUUGGGUUAACGUCACACUCUUGGUCAUUGACCAAUUCCUUCCGCUGAAGAUGCAUCCUCAACGCCAUCCUUGGCUUCUUUUUCAAGGGGAAACGGACUCAAGGAGGGGCUCAAGGAUGCGACGUGGUAGCUCUAACCUUAGCAGCGAAGUUACCGCCAUUUCCGAUUGACCCUGGUGGCGUGCCUCGAAAGUUGAAACCACGAGAGCUCUUGCGGCUGACGGCGCAGCCACCUGAUACGACCGCCUUGGAAAGGUCAGUGGCGACACUGGUUGAGAUGGGCGCACUCACUAGCAAUAGCGAAGAAGCGCAACUCUCUUUGCUGGGGCACUUGAUGCUCACUUUGCCACUUGACAUUUACCUCUGCAGAUUGGUGGUCUAUUUAUGGAAGGACUACUUUUGAAACUACUAUCUUCACGACGGUCCUCUUCGUCUUACAAAGCAAGUCGUCUAGUAACUACUAGUACAACGGCAACAUAAUUUCCCUCAUCAUCUAAUCCUUGGCGCUCUUUUCGGUUGUGUCGCUGAUGCUAUCGUCAUUGCCAGCGGCCUGUCGACGCAAGACCCGUUUACGCUUCCUACCCACCUGGUAAUCAAGGACCAGACGGAGUAUGCGCAAGCUGUGAAACGGAGUUUCCUUUCCAGAAAGCAUUUUGACGCUGGUCAAUACAGUGAACCUCUGAUGCUCCGCAACAUGUUCGUGCAGUGGAUGGUCGAUUUCUACGAUUUCAAGGAAAAGCAGGUUGCGCAUCGUCGUGGUUACGUGCAGGAGAACCAUCGUGCCAGCUUCACCAAGUUCUCCCAGAAUUUCGCCAGAAGCUAUGCGGUCGCACCGAAGCGUUGUGUGCACUUGUGCAUGAACGUGCUGGAUACCGCGACUCGCUUCAAAAAGUUCAUCCACAAGGACUCGCAAUUGUACGACGACAUCUCUCGCUUGAUCUACAUCUUGUCUCCCUACUACUACGAGGAAGCGAAGCCGAGCGACCUGUUCAACACCUCGGGACCAAUCUUGAAGAGUCUCCUGCUUGCGAGCUUUUCUCCGAAUCUGCUGAUCGGAAACACGAAGCUUCGCGAUGGAGAAAAUCCCAAGCGGAAGAAGGCAGGGUACUUAUACUAACUGUAGAUGAGGAUGUAACGAUACACGAGGACUACUAGGAAGAUUCAUGUGUUAGUACGUACUUAUAUUUAACAGAAAGGCAACAUGCACUAGGACGAAUCUUCCCAGCGUCAACAAAGUGAAAGUUAAUCCUUCAUAAUCCAAGAAACGACCACUCUUGUAUGAAUUAUGAACACUAGGGCUGACAACCUGAACGCGAAGGAAAGUUUAAUGCAAGAUAUGCUAAUGAAGGGUAUUGAUCCGCGGCGAGCAGUUCAAAUUGUAUUAGAGAUUCCGAAGGACAUCGAGAGCCGAGAAACGAUGAAGGAAGAUUUGCAAGAAACGUUUUCGCAAAUUAUGGCGUGUGAUCCGCGGGACAUCAUUAUCAACCUGGAACCGGAUUGGAAGAAACUCUAUAUCGAAUUCCGAACCGAGUCGCAGAUUGGUACACCAGAGGAAACCGGGAACGCAUCCACACUGCAAGACCAUCAAGGCGACUAUUACAACUAGUAAUUAUUAAAGCUAUCCUUGCAGCUGCACUUCUAUUCAUUUUUACACCCACCAACAACAGCGCCACGGAUUGUCUCUGAAGGUCAAGCUAUUUCCCCGAGCAGGCGCAGCCCAACGCUUCAGGCAGGCGAGGACGAUGCGGGGCCCCGCGCUUUGCAGUGGGGUACCAUUGCCACGCCAGUGCUAAACGCUGCCGCGCCCCUCAGCUCGUGGGCCCUGCUGUCGCUCUCGCGUGCCAUUCAGAUGAGUGAAGGCGCGCAAAGCGUAAAGCGGCAGACAGCGGCUCACCCGUGGCCUGCCAAGCCCGCCGCCGCGUCAGCGCGGAGGCUGCCUGACGGUUUGCCAAGACAUUCGCUCCGGGCCGUUCGCAGAGGCUUCAGUGAAUCAGCGAAGCUGCCCGAGCAGGCGCGCAGCCAAGCAGAAGACUAGACCACUAGCGGACCGGACAAGUUGCGCGGCUGAAUGUUCAGGAAUCCACUGGGGCCCUUGUUGUCGCUUCGCCUCUACCUCUGGCCGCGCAAAGCGCUGCGCCGCACCACGACGGAGAGACAUGCAAGGCGGACAGCUGUCGCGGCUGAGUAUGUCGCUGAAGGGUGGAGCGCUCGCGGAUUAAGAUUGUCCCCGCGUCGCUGCAGGAUUGCGCUGACGAAUUAGACGGCGCGAAUUGCGUAGUCAGUGAACCGAGCGCCCAAGCGCGGAGAAGCGUUUGCAAGCAGUGAAAAGCGUCACAGCCGGCGCUUUCUUCUGCGGGGCGCGAGCUUGUCCAAAUGGCCCGCGUGUUGCCUAGCUUAGUGAGGACCUCGAACAUGAUAAGGCUGAGGGAUGGCCAUGGCUUUGGUUGACUCUUUUGAAGGACGAAGCUGGCGACGCUUCCGGUGCGAGUGGUCUCGGUUUUCGUUGCGGCGAGCUCUCUUGUUGCGAGCUCUCCCCUAGAGCUAGAGGCCGCGCGCCAAGCAGAGACGCUGUUGGGGCGAAGUGGCUAGCGGUUUUGGCGUUGUGCUUGCUCGGGCUCUUGCCUGGACUGGUUGGUGGUUCUUGUUUGGGGGCGGUCUCAGUAGUCUUCACACCCUCAGGCGCUUGGGCUAAAUCUUCAGCCAUCGCGCCGCUGGCCUUUUGUUAUUUGAAAGGGGUCCAUCGGGGCCCUCUGGCGAAAGGGGGGAAGUUAGCGCGGCGCGCCACUCUUGGCAAGUGCGGCCAGUUUGGGUGUUGUGCUCUUCCAUGUUUGGAAUGCACUGGAGAAGGUUAGUAAGGAUUUGAGGACGCAGCGCGAGACCUGUUCUUGACCUUGAGAAGCGUAAAGUCUCUCGGGAGAGUUGGGCUCUACGGCGUGGGGACAUUCUGAAACGGAAGGGCGUGGCGUGGCUUAUGCAAAAAGCUCCACAGUUGGCGGAACUUUUUCCCCCGACCGCCCAACCCCGGGAGAGGUCGGGCUUAGACUGUCUGACCGGAGGGAGCUCUAUCUUUGCUUCUGCAGCCCGUUCUCUGAUUUCCUUGGCUGCGUCGUUGUUUCUCUUUGGGUCACUAAGUGGAGAGCCGUCGAAAUUAAGGGGGACGGGUUAGCGAUGCCAGAGGGCUGCCUGAUGUCUGGGGGUUAAUUUAUUAGGGCGCGCUUGCGUCUUCAUUUUAGCUUGCUAGUAGCUAGCUCUCGCGAGUUCUUCAGAUGGCCAAAUUGUGCGCGCUCAUUGUUCUUGGAAUGCUAUGUAUAAAUACCUUCAUCUUCAUGCCGAUAUUGCUUCUGUCUUCGUGGAUAGUAACUUAGAGCGAGAGUCGAAAUCUAUCCACCACAGCUCCUCCACUCGCGAUCGCGGAAUUUUUCCCGAGUUGUCCGCACUGUGUCGACAAGAAAACGAGGAUAUCCAGACACUGCCGCUGGGAGCCACGUUAAUCGAUAUGUUUGGUGCUGGGCGUUUCCGCUUUCACGCUCGUUUGGUUGAAGCGACCUUUCAUCAUCAAGAUCGCUACAAUGAGAACAAGCAAAACAACGUGAUUCCACUCGCUAACACCGACUUAGAUGGAACACCGCAAGCUGGGAGGUACUUCCUCAUCGACUAGUGAUCUCUAUCUCAUCUAAAUACAACUUAACACUCUAAAUAAUAGAGGAUGCUGAAGACGAGUAGUAUUUGAAAAGUUUCUUUCCAGGAGGAGAAUUUUUUUACUGACGUAAAGUCUAAUUGAUGACGAGUUGUAGCAUUUGAAAAGUUUCUUGCCAGGAGCUGCAGGAGGACCAGGAAGAUGAAGAAUACUUACACUCGUUUGACUAAGUUAUUAUAGUACAACUUAGUACUUCCUUUCACCUUCGCCAUACUCAAAGAAUAAAUACAUCAAACCUUCACGACUUUCACAUCAGCACCUCUGCUCCGGAGGACCAGCACGAUUGGGUUCAGGAUUUCUACAAUGAAACGCCUGACUUGCAAAACUAUUGGGGUGGAGGUGGUGAGGAUGAGAUCUACCUCAAUUUCUACAAGCCUAUUUCGCCUUUCGAGAUCGUGUGGGACGUCUACUCAAACGAAAACAUGCUCACAACUCGCAGUGUCGAGGAGCUCCGUUCUGAGGAAUACGAGAAGGCCGUAGCACUGCAGGAAGGUGGCAAGAAAGCAAAGAAAAAUUAUGGUCUGCACUGAACUUUGUGCGAGAUCAAUUGCAUUGUACUAGCAGUUGGUUUACUGAAUUUUUCAUCUUCACUAUUAUAUAUAGAAGGUGGAAGCCCGCCCCGUUUUUUCUACUUAGCAGAUCUGUUCCGCCACAAAGAACAACUAUUGAGACCUCCUCUAAUUCCCGGACGUCAUCCGCCUAAUGGAGCAGAUGCAGCGGAAGAAGAUUAAGCCCAUCAAGGGAAAUUGUACCUGGCGAAACGUCCUAGGCGCGUUGACGAGUUGCAACUUAAGCAAGAUGGAACCUGAAUUGAGCCAAUACUUAGACGAAUCUUCGAAUGCCGCAGCACGACGACCGAGGUGGCAACUGCCGCAAAUCCAACCGCCGAUUCCGAAUGAGAUUGUCGCCUGUUACACGUCUCAACAAGGAGCUAGCGACGUGCAGUACACGGCGCAACAGGGAGGCGCGCAGGUACUACAUACUUACUUACUUGGAUUUCAUGACAGAGUCGACGAGGAGGCCACUUCCACAACAAUCUUUUCAGAUUGUAAAACUGGAACUGGAAGGCAGAAAACAACCAUGCAUGACUCUUACUCUUUCUGCGUCACAACUUCUAAAAAAGUAGAAACAACCUGAUAAUGUUCGAAAAUUCAUCUCAGGCAGUGCAAACGGUUUGGCUUGACGGUGUGACGAUUCUGAGUUGCAACUUUUACGAAAAACCAGUUUCCGAAUCCGUCUCCAAUAGUGAGCCCAACGAGUCCUGCGUCGACGCAGAUCCUAAGGCCCAGCUUCCGAGUCUUUACGCGACUGUCCUCAUGCUGGCGUUCUGCCCGAGCAAUUAUGCGGUACUCGUCGAUGCACUCAUGGACAUUUUUGUCGCUUAGAUGAUCAUGAUCGUUCGUUUUGAUUUUGUUGAUGUUCUGUAAUGAUGAUCUUGAUGAUGUAGAUCUAGUUCUAGUAUAUAAUUUGGUUGUGAGUACUACCUACCCUGUAUCAUCAAACGCUCUUGUUCCAAUUAUACAAAACCACAGUCAUUCCCUCAACAACAACAACAACAACAUCCAAUUUAUAGGUGAAUGUGAGCGGCAACUUCGACAGUGGCCGCGUUUCGAAAAUCGAGAUCGGAUCCCAUGCUCCUCUACGCUGCUGUACGCCGGAUAAGUCUGUCCACCUGCAUAUUCGUGACAUCGAACGCGUCAAUCGUCUGAGGAAGAUCAUCAGCGACGCUUUCCUGGGUCGGGACACGAGCAUGUACGAGCAGUGUCUGGAUGCGGCUAAGAGACAGCAAGCAGGCAUAGGCUCAAAGCCUGAUUUGUAUCCGCCAGGGUCCACUCCCUCUGAGUCCAAGGUACGCGACGCCUUCGACCUGCCAGCUACUACCGCUGGAGCCGAUGGUGGAUUGGCUGCGCACAUGCGUGCUGCGACGAAGUCUUCGUCCUACGAGCGCCCUACUGAGACCAACGACUCCGAAGUAGGGGGACUUGAAGUGCCGAUGCUCGUGGACUCGCCGUGCGUGCGGAAAGCACUGGAAGAACUGCUUCACAACAUCGGGGAAGGGCCGAAUGUGUGCAGGGACAUGCCAGAAGACAUCGAAUUCACAUUCAAGAACCUGGACAUCCACAACUUCAAACACUAUUACGAUCCAAGUCUUUACUGUGCAGACGCUAAUCCGAGCAUGGUCACGGGCAUCACACACACAUUCGACGUGCCUACGAGGGUAUUUACUUCAAUAAAUUCUUUGCUUUUUCAAAUUUGGAAUUCGAUUAGAAGCAGUUAAUAAUGUGGGAACCUCAGGAAUUGAUUUCAAUUUAAAGUCGAUAAAAUCAAAAUUUUUGAAUUCAACUUGAAAUAAUCAUCUUGGAAAACCAAAAAUUUUGAUUUUAUUUUGUUUUAAUCAAGUUCAAUUUCUGAUCAAGCAUUUGCUGCAGUGAUUCAUGAAAUUCGAUAGAUUGCAGAUACGUUGUAUCAGCUGCAUUAUUUCUUCGAGAUUUUUAGUCAAUUUUCAGAUGCACCGCAAAUUCACACAUGAGAUCUCUAAUAUGAUUCAUUUUGGAAUAAAAUCAAGAACAUUUGAGAUACACAUUUACAAUGUUGGAAUCAACAACAAUUUCAUAAAAACUUUGAUUUGUCCUCCAGGUGAAACGAGCAAGUGCAUCUGGUCGCGCUAACAAAGACGGUGUCAAGGCCACCACGCCUGGAUCUUCCUCAACCUCUGCACUGGUAGAAAGCGACUACUUCCAACAAUUCUUCGUCAAAACCUACUACAAGAAUCCCUUCUUCAACUGCCCGCACUUGCAGCCGAAGACGCACACCAUCAACAACCCGGAUUACCAUCCGAGUUGGGAGGGCUACGGACCGCAGUAUGGGCCCACGCUGCAGUACACCACCGACCCGAUGAACAAUCUGGACAAUUUUCGACUCCUAAAGCCCGCAGUGAGUCUGGAGGCGCUGCGCGACAUCCGUAUCCGUGUCCUGAAGGAGCAACGAGGCUCGCUCCCGCUGCCGACGGGCGCCGGGCCAACUCCGGUGCUUGGCAAGGGUGGAAAGAACGACAAGGUGAAAAUGCCGCAGAAGCAGGCACAGGCGGAGCAGUUGAUGCGCCCACAAGAGAAGAAAUACCUAGAAACGCUGUAUAAGCAGAUCGCCGGUUUUGACGAGCCGCCAAAAUCAGCCUUGCCGCAGAAAGCAGCGAAGGCGGGUCCAGCUGUGAACAAGCUGAAACCACUUCCAGGCAACAUCCAGGGGUUGGCCACGCAUGUCCUGUCGGGAGCAGCACACGGCGCUCAUCAUCCAGCUGGCGGACCGCCCGGGCACGGCGCGAACGCGCCCAACGCACUAGCACUCCAGGUCCAGAGCACGAUCAAGCCGUUCCAGCAGGUGAAGAAGAAGAAAUCGACCAAGAAUAAGGAGAAGCCGUACGUCAAGGGCGAGCUAACCGCGGCGAUUGACAUCGACAACUGGUUGGCUUCCACCCCUGACGAUGACGAGGUCGGAGGCGACGGAGCCGCCGCCGAGCGCGCAGGUGAUGGACAGGAAGACGACGAUGACGACGAUGAAGACGAGAGCAGCAGCUCCGAUGAGGACGCUGAGGGAGGGGACGAAACGACACCCAUGAGUGUAAAUUCAGGUCCUCCCGCAGGAGGAGUAAACAACUCCUCGUCUCCGCAUAAUGCAGCCGGGGGAAGCCGCGCGGCCGCGUUCACGUACAACCACUGGGGUUCCUCUGCGGCAGCUGAAUUGUCGGAUACCACUUCUGCCACGCAAGCAUCAAGCAAGAUCAAUCUCGGAGCGUGGGGAGCACCGUCAGGAGCGGCCUCUACCUUAACAGCCUCUACAGGAGGCUGGGGCGCAGCUGCGACCGGAGGAGGUCGACAUGACAAGAUGAACAACAAAGCCUCGUAUCCGUAUAAUGCCACAGGAGCAGGAGCUUCUACAGGAAAGGGAGGCACUAAUGCGGCACCCGGGUUCGGCACUAGUGGCUACGGAGCGGCUGGAGGUGCUUCUGCUGGUGCCGGAUACCAUGUUCAACAUGGUGCUUCUAGUAAAGGAGCAACUUCUACUGGUGCAGGUGGAUCAUCAUGGGCAACUACAACAGCUCCAGGCUUAGCUGCAGGUGGAACGUCAGGAGGACAAGGAGGUGGAGCUCCAGGCUUAGCUGCACCUUCUGGAGGAGGGGCUCCAGCAUCAUCUCAACAUCAGCAGUUUAGUACCACGGCCGCGAACGCUGUCGGGGGCUUUUUCGGUGCCGCGGACGACUCAGAUGAUGAGGACGAGGAAGAGGACGCCGACACCUCUCCACCCAAUACAGGCACACACGCGGAGGCACAACUAAAGGGUGGAGGCACGACUUCUUCUAAAGGUGGAAAUAAAGGCGUUGGACAAGCCACCAGUGCGCAAUACUAUGCUACUCGGAAUAAGCAAGGUGCUGGGGGAAAGUACGGCGCACAUCUUGCUGCGAGCGGAGCAGGGAAAAAUGGCGCAGGAACAAGUGGAGCUGCAGGAGCUGGCGCGGGUUCCUUCGGAGCCGCUGCUGCCAAAGGAGGAGGUCCAGUAGCCGGAGCAGGGGCAGUGAGUUCAGGAGGAACCUACGGAGCAACGAACGCUUCUGGCAAUAGUACUAAGGGAGGAGGUGCCCCCGCAGGAGCAACGUCUGGAAAGAAAGGCUCACCAACGGAGCCUUCUUCUAGCGCAUCUUCGGCCGCUGAGGCAUGGGGAGGCUCUACAGGUGGAGCUGCCUCAGGCUGGUAUCCUUCCGCAUCAGCGACAUCAAAAGGCACGUCUUCAGCAGCUUCAAAAGGUGGCACAACAGCUCAACAAAGUGCUUCUGCAGGAGGUUGGGGACACACUCACUGGGGAAGUAGUGGCUACGGAGGUGGCUACACCGAUGGCACUACUUCUGGUGGUGCGACAGGAGCAGGAACAGACUGGUGGUCCACAGGAGCUGCGUCUUCGACGGCGCAUGGGUCCAAAGGAGCAUUGAGCGGUAAAAAGGGCGUCUCGGCAGCCGCGUGGGGCUCAGCAGGAGGAGGAGGAAAGCAGUUACAUAACGCUCCUUGGGCAGCGUCUCCUGUGGAAGGAGGAAAGAACGGCCUCUGGGACAGCACAGCGAAGGGUGCGAAGGCCGGCAUGAAAGGAGGCAAGAACGCUGCAGCAGGAGCUUUGGGUGCAGUAGGUGGCACAGCACCACAGCACUACGUUGUUGCGGACAACUACACGAACAGUGCGUUGUAUCACACAGGCGCGGUUCACCACCACCCGACCAGCGGCGCGUCCUCGGCUUCUGCAGAGGGAGAAGCAACGUGGCCGCCGGACGGCUCUAACACGACGAUCGAUCAUCAUCAGUACGCGGCCGCAGCGGCCGCUCAUGUGGCCCACGGAGUAGAUCACGGAGGCGCCGUUUUAGGUGCGGACCAGGACUACUACGGAGGCGCAGGGUACACAGCGAGAGCUGCUGCCGCGGCAGCAGCAGCACAGAAACCCGCAGCGAAAAACCCGGGGCUUCCAGCCAACCCUCCGCCGCAUGCGCCAGGCUACCUCACGAAGACACCGGGCGGAGGAAACAUCAGUGCAGCCGCUGUUGCACGUGCGUGGGACGCCGCACAGACUGCAGUUUCCUGGGGACAGGAAGUCGGUCUCGGCUACGCGCAAACAGCCGCCGCCGCCUCCGCUGUACCAGAGCACCAUGAUUACACGAGCAGUGCUGCCGUCACUGCAGGAGCUGUACCAGGAGUAGAUCAUUACUAUGCGACGCAAGCGGCAGUCGCAGCCGGAGCCGCUGCAGCAGCCGCAACAUCGACGCAACCCGUAGUAGUGCAACGUCUAGCCGAACAGCAUAUCGAUCCGACCACUGGCGUCCCCUACCAGACGCGAAAGAAAGCGGGAUCUGUACUUUUUUUAUUGUCGAUUCCUCCAUCAAACUCCUGUUUAGGUCGUUCUUCUACUUAACAGCAUUGUAAUUCAUUGUAUUUUAUUUGUUGUCACAUUGUUCUACUUAUUUUUCGGGCGGCAUGAAUUAGAAUUUGAAUAUGACGAACUACUACAAAUCUCUGUAGCCGACGGUCACAUCCUACUCAAAAAUCUUAAACAAAUAACGGAACGACCUUCCCCACUCUUCCACGACCGACGAACCUCAGACGCAAAGCGCCACCGGUGUCGAUCAUGGAACGAAGAAGAAGUCUCCGUCGUCGCCAGAGCAGGGGCCUUCCGGUGACAUUCCUAAUGGCUGGAAGGAAGCGCAGGAUCCUAAGACUGGUCGCAAGUAUUACUGGAACGUGGCCACAAAGCAGACUCAGUGGAAGAAACCCACCGCAGCUGCCACGGCAACUGCAGGAGCUGGUGGAGGUGGUGCUACUAGUGGAGCUAGUACAACUGGAACUACAGGAGCAGGCGCAGCGGGAACUAGUGCAACGGGAGCUGCAGCUGCAACCGGUGUGACAGCUGGUGGUGUGACAGCUGAGCAAGCCUCUGCAACAGUAGCUGGACAUGAGACCGCAGGAACGGGAUCAAAUGUCGCUGAAGCAGCUGUUUCAGGAGCAAGCAAAGUAAUACUUGUUACACAUUAUAUUCAUUUUUUGUCCUAAGCUGCUAAUAUCAUCUAAGAAUUUUCUUGGUUUUUGUUCUUCAUCACCUUCUUGAACUCGAAGUAUGUUUAUCCUUGACUCUUGUAAUUGCUUACUCACAAAAACUUGCCUCAGUUAUCAGCAUCGGCGCAAGAGUUCAGACCUGGCGCGGAAACGGAGAAUCGAAAUUUUGAGCAUUACGCAGCUACGGCCCAUAGUGCUGCUGCGGCGGCGCACCCAGCGGCCGCGUACCAGUUGAUUCACCCGGCGGCCGCGCUUCACCACCGAGCAGCCGCCGAUCACGCCGCGUACUACUACGCGGCCGCGCAGCAUCCAGCCACGGUCGCUGCUGCCGCGGCGCAGCAAGAGGCGGCGGCCUAUCCACUCGCAGCUGCCGCAGCAUACAUUCAUCCAGCCGCAUACCACCCAGCCGCAGGCGCAGCCGCAGGAGCUACCCAUGCCGUCACGUAUCCGCAUUUGGCACGCACUGGAGCGGCAGCAACGUACAUGGACACCACGUUUCAUCAUGCUGCACAGUAGCUUCGAAACGCCUAGUUGGUAAUGGAGGUAUUAACGCAACAUGAUCAAUAGUAGUUCGGAAUAAGAGCGAACACAAGAACGACAACGGUAUACUUCUCUUCACGCCUGGUCCUCGGUAUACACUCACGCUCAUUUAAGUUGAUGUUCAGAAUCAAGGAAGAGUCACAUCUUCUUACAUGUUCAUAAUUUAAGACGAAGCUCCUGUCAGGGAAAAAUUACAUCUUCUUACAUCAUCAGCACCGUUUUUACAACCGCAGGAAAUGUAUCAUCCCGCCGAUGGCCUAGUAUCGUCAUUUGGGAAGAUGUCGUAUGAUGAUGCAUGAUAAGAUAUGACGGUGUGUAUCCUCUAUGUAUGUGUUUACAACAAUCAUUUUGAUAUAGUAAAACUAGAAGUUGCAAUAAAAAUAUAUCCUAUACCUAUUCUUGUUCCUGAUCCACUACUAGUCUAAGACUCUCCUUCAUCUACAUCAGGUGAAGACAGUGACUUGAGGUAGUAAGAACUUUCGUUUGUAGUAGUUCUGAUGAAUUAUCACAAGACGUUUGGUGCAGGUCGUGCCACGCACCUAUGUAGCUGCAACCACGACUCUUGCUUCCAUCGUUCUCCCUUGUGGAGAUGUCAACAGUCGUGUACUAAGACUGUUGAAUCCUUGUACCAACUGUAGAUGACAGAUUAUUAAUCUGUAAGCAGAAUCCUAUGAUAUUAAUCUUUGUGUCUUAUUAGAGAACCGCGUCGUCGAGUGGUUCGCUAAUCGUCCUAUAAUUUGAACUUCCGCCAGCUGAUGUCGUGAUCUUCAAGUAUGUAGUUUUAUAAGACUACAACAAACUAUUACUAUAACUACGUCAGAAAUCGUAGUCUUCACAGAUAAACUUCUAGAAGACUGUUAAAAUCCUGUCAUGUUGUUGACCAAACCGCCCCUACUAUGAUCUACUCAGUCUGGAACUUUUUGAACUAGGUCAGUUGGUUCAACAAGUCUACCUAGUCUAGCACAAAUUUAUACUUGAAAUCAUGUGGAGGUUAGCCAUAAAAAUAUCCACCUCGUCUAUGCUGACCUACCCAAAAAGACGUUGGAGUGGAUUACCUACUUGUCGCGGCGCGACUAAGAUCAUGGAAGGGUCGAGUACCCUACCUAGUAGUACGGUGCAGCUUUCGAGCAGGUCCGAUGUGGUGACGACCUAAAAAAAUAUUCCACAUGAAACUACAAAUUCUUAUUCUUUGAAAAUAUGUUAAUUUUUCACUCGUCCCGUUCCUGAUUGAUGUGAAAUUACCGAGUUUAAUAGGUUAGUUAGAUAACCAUAACACGAGAAGUUUUUCAUUUGAGUUUUUAUUUUACAUGAAGAUGUUACUCAGGUUAGAAAGUACUGCCUCUGCCAAAAAUAACCUGGUGAGGAGUCAGUUGUCAGAUUCCUCGUCCCUUCUAGAUACCAACAUGACCACCAUCAAUGAAUUUGAUGAAUUGAUUGAUUGAUUAUAAGAGUAGUCAUUAUCAAUAUCUUGUGCUUCUUGAGUGUUGCUCGCUGUGUUUCUGAAUGUAUGAUUUGUGUUGAAAGAGAAUGUUGACUAUUUUUAAUAUUGAGGAGGAGCAAAGAAAACGAAGAGAACAACUACCCUUCUUGAUGAUGCAUUCGACCUUGGACGCGCUAGAUCAUGAUGCAGAGGACACAUCCGCGACAAGACUACAACUACGUCCACCUUCAAGAAGAAUUAUGAAAAAGACAAUAUCCGCCAACCAAACCGUACAAUUCGCCAUGUGACUUAUUUUGGUUUUUGAACUUUUUUGUUAUAUAAGGAUAGUACCCAUGUACUGUAGUUGUUGUCAUUCCUAUUGACACCAGAGUUCUUGCAACAUGCUCUCAU